AUGGCAUUCCGUUCUAGAAAGCGCGUCUCAGAAGUCGCUGACGACUUCGUUGUCGAUGACGAGCCUCCUCGUACCAAGAAAUCCAAAGCCAAUCCUUCGAAAUUUGCUGGUUUCGGUAGCCCUCGUGGAAAUGUGGCCAGAAAAGAAGACUCAAAUGGAGACACCUAUUGGGAGAUUUCCAAAAUGCGCCGCGUCACUAUAUCCUCGUUUCGGGGUAAAACUAUGGUCAGUAUCAGAGAGUAUUACGAGAAGGAUGGGGAAGAGCUUCCCGGAAAGAAGGGUAUCUCGCUGCCAAUCGACCAAUUUUCCGCUUUGUUGACUCUUCUACCUGAUAUCGAGAUUGCUCUACAGGAGAAAGGAGUAGCAAUUCCUCGGCCGAACUACGUCCACCAAGGUACAAACUCCGAUGGCGACGAGGUGGAGGAUGAUUCAACUGAUGAGCUUUCGAGAGCUCGCCCCGCGCGGAAGAACAUUGAGGCCACAAGUGACGAGGAUGAAAGCGAGGAAUAG
Molecule: messenger RNA, 510 nt
Organism: Aspergillus mulundensis
Lineage: Eukaryota; Fungi; Ascomycota; Eurotiomycetes; Eurotiales; Aspergillaceae
Product: transcriptional coactivator p15/PC4 family protein
Exons: 2
Coding region: 1-510 (169 amino acids)
Biological process (GO): positive regulation of transcription initiation by RNA polymerase II
Molecular function (GO): DNA binding; transcription coactivator activity
Source: RefSeq, a predicted model, not a curated record